AGUUCAGUGUAACACAAAUUCCACGUGAAGUGCAUGCCUCCACUUCCCGCGGUAUCAUUUCUGCAACAAAAACUGCACCCUAUGGUUCUGCCUGAUGGUUCUGGUGGCUUAGACCUCCCUGGCCGUUAUGGUACAAACUCUACCUGUUCUGAUCACUCCAGAAGCACCGAUUCGGAUGAGUCAUCCAUGGAUUUCUUUGAGCGUCAGCGUCAAGAAAUAGCUAGAUGGAUAGCUAACUCGAUGCACAACAAAGGCGCCGAUCCCGAGAAGGUUCAUCAAGCUUGUCAAGCUCUAGUUCAACACACAUUCAGUCAAGUUGUUGAAGCUCGCAAGAGAGGGCCCAGCCCGAUCACCAACCGUACAAUGCUGCGACCUGGGGAUCACUCGAACGGUCGAAACUGAUUGGCCAAGGUACCCACAGAGCUACCAUUCUCAUCUCAUUCUCAUUUGCUAGCAUCUUCUGGUUGAUGGAUGAUGUGGUUCUAUUAUUGUCGUCAAACGUAAAUGUAUUUCAUUUUCAUUGAAGGUGUAUGCUGAAUACGAUUCGUUCCGUGAAAGUGAAGAUUUUUAUUGAUGGUAACGUGGCAGCGUUGUGGAUCUGCACUUUUCGAGUGUCUAAAUCGACCUCGAUAGCAUGCACCAUCGGUGCCGGCUCUUGUCCGUUGCUCUUGCAUACCAAAAUCAUCGGUAUGGUCAUCUGUUGUUAUCAGUCCGCUGUUGGUAUGAUCAUCAGAUGGGUAUUUGAAUUUACUGCGAACGUGUGAAGCUGUUGCAGAAAGAUCAGUCGGCCCUCUACGUGGUUCCGUCUACAUUGCAUUUUCACUGAGGGAGUCUCCUAGUAGACUACAAGAUGUGGAAGGGGUUCUCCGUUAUAUUCUGUCCAGUAGUGAUGCUACUCACUAUUUAACGUCCCUCUAUUUCCUCGUUCGCUGUAUUUUCUACUCCCUCUAUUCAUGAAGAUAGUCAACUUGUUAUGGUCACACUCAAAUC
This is a messenger RNA of Perkinsus marinus ATCC 50983, 990 nucleotides long. RefSeq lists its product as hypothetical. The transcript is spliced from 4 exons. Lineage: Eukaryota; Perkinsozoa; Perkinsida; Perkinsidae. The record is from RefSeq and is a predicted model, not a curated record. Bases 34 to 402 code for a protein of 122 amino acids.